GACGAAGAGAGCUACGUGUUUGCGAAGUCAGAGAAAAGCUGAGAGUGGCAGAAGAAAGUUGACACCGUGUAAGACGCAGUGCAACCGCAACAAGGAUUAAUCAGAUACCUUCUCCUGUCUGCGAGGACAGAGAGCGAGCCGAGCACGAUGCGAGAGAGGAUGAUGUGCAGGGGGAAGGGGACUCUCUGACAGAGCAUAUGCACACCACCCACACCACCGCUGCACAGGUGGAGGCUGAGACAGGGGGGCAUCCGCAUGCAUUCACCGCCGCAUCAGCACCGCUCGACGGACGGAUGUUUGACUCUCUGUGACUCAGCGCACGCAUUCCCUCUCUCACCUAAACACGUGUAGGAUACAUAUACAGUGCACACACACACACACACACACACACACACACACACACACACACACACACACACACACACACACACACACACACACACACACAUUUUGCACAUGCCCACGCCAAACGCAAGCAAACCAGUGGAUCAGUGUGGAGCAGACAGCCGUGUGUGGAUGGUAUAAACGGGAUUCCCCGUGUCUUCUCAGAGGACUCGACCCGAGGACAGGACAGGACAGGACAGGACAGGACAGGACAGGACGGAUCCGUUCCCAACGUAAAGACCUCAUCGUCCUUGUCAUACUGGACAAAGAGCUGGCUGACUCCUCGUCUGUCCCGAAUGGAACCCUCUUAAGGUGGACGGGGUACGUUAAAAAUACAUGUCCCAAAGGAGCGCUGCCGUGGCAAGCAGCAAACCCACGUCCAUAAAACAACAGGCAAGGACUUUGAUUUCUUCAUUAUCGCUUCCUGCAGCAACAACAGAGGACAGGCAUGUUGGCAGGCCGGCUGACCUGCCGAUGUGCACCAUAGGAUUCUAUUUCUGGAGCCUCAUUGCUUUUACAGAUUAACUGCCCUCAAAUAUGGCCCCAAUCCGUUCAUUGCGCCACUAGUUUGACUGCUGCCGGAGGUUGUGCAUAUUCAAGCUGCAAAACACCCCGCUGUGCGUCACUCCAGUCAUUUGAAGGCGGGCUGCCUUUGGCCUGUAAAAGCAGUGUCAGUGCAAAAAAAACAACGCACGGCUGUAUGUCACAACAGACUGAAAGUCAUUUUUGUUUUUCUCCUUACAAUCAUUUCUCAACUCAUUGGCCAUUUCCAUCCAGAACGGUUCCAGGGAAAGAUUGACAUCCCGAGCUUUCAUGCUAAUAACAUGACAUUGUGCUUAGAUUAAGACUUUACAUGUGAUUGCAAGAGACAUUUUCCAUGAGUCGCUGAGGGCAAAUCACACUGAAAAUCCCAUUGCCCAGUGUUUUCAUUAGCCUGUCUGGGGCUAAUCAAGGUCCUCCAUCAUCGGAAUUGACAUUUCCAUAUUGUAUGAGAGAGAAAGUAGCCAGCAUUAGCAUAUUCAUGAACACUGACGCAUUCAAUCAUGUGAAAUGAAAGACGUGGGGCGGCCAUCACAGCCCUGAAACAAAUAGCUUAUGACAUGUGAGGAAAAGAGGAUCUUGAAUCCCCUUACACAAUUUCAGCACAUCCCAUACAUAGCACACUGGAGAAAGCUACCACUGGAUAUUUUAUAAACCUGGCGUGUGUUGUUGGCCUCUUGACCAAGGCCUAUAAUAACAUGAAAAUUAAGGAACAGGAUUAAAGAUGGAUUAUCACUGAAACACUAAAGGCACCAAAGCAGCUGCCUUUGCAUAAACCCAUCGGGCGCUCUUUAGGGAGACGCUCCGCACAUUGAUUUGCAGAUUAGAUUUUGGUUGUUGAUGUAGUGGCCUCUUGUUGGUAUUAAAAGAGAGGGAUGGAGAAUUUAGAUGAGCUGGAGCACCCUCUUUUGGGAGAAGGCCCCAAUAACAGCCGUGCAUCAGCUCCGGGGAUGGGGCUGGGUCCCGCGACCGGACAGGCCCCUGGCGGGACGUUUAAGGGCGUCUUGGUUAGGUGUGAGGAGGACAGGGCCUACCCUCCAUUAGCGUGGAGGAGCUAUUGUGGACAUCCUCCAGAGCUUCAGCAGCAGCAGCUACUGGACCCUUGCUCCUUACCUCGCACACUGGAGUCCUUCUACCCAGCGGCCCCCAUCUGGGGACACUCAGACUCCCUGCUCAGCAAAGACUACCUGGAGACCACCUUUGUGGACAUUCGGCCCGGCUCCACCCUGGAGAGGAAGCUGCUGGCCGAGACACAGGACUUCCACAGCGAGGCGUACAGCGUGGACGAUGAGGAUGACCUGCUUCCAGACUCUGACGACUCGUCUAUUGAUGACUUCAGUGAUACAGACAGUGAGAGCAACUUCCCUCUGAUGAUCCCUCAGGACUACCUGGGUCUUGCCUUCUUCUCCAUGCUCUGCUGCUUCUGGCCUCUGGGCAUCGCUGCCUUCUACCUUUCACAGAAGACCAACAAGGCCUCGGCUCAGGGGGAUUUCCAGGGUGCCAACGCCGCGUCUCGCCAGGCUCUGUGGCUAUCAGUGCUCUCCAUCGUGUUUGGAAUCAUAACGUACAUCUGUGCCAUCGCUGCGUUGAUUUCCUACCUGUCUGGAAAGCCACCAUAAAAGCAACUCAUGCACACA
This is a messenger RNA of Sander lucioperca (pikeperch), 2561 nucleotides long. It is a transcript of the gene tmem91, whose product is annotated as transmembrane protein 91. Lineage: Eukaryota; Metazoa; Chordata; Actinopteri; Perciformes; Percidae. The transcript is spliced from 4 exons. Gene Ontology annotation, cellular component: membrane; intracellular membrane-bounded organelle. Bases 1800 to 2543 code for a protein of 247 amino acids. The record is from RefSeq and is a predicted model, not a curated record.